Messenger RNA from Aedes albopictus (Asian tiger mosquito), 1196 nucleotides. RefSeq names its product basic helix-loop-helix transcription factor amos-like. The record is from RefSeq and is a predicted model, not a curated record. The transcript has a single exon. Gene Ontology annotation, cellular component: nucleus. Gene Ontology annotation, biological process: positive regulation of transcription by RNA polymerase II; sensory organ development; axon development. Lineage: Eukaryota; Metazoa; Arthropoda; Insecta; Diptera; Culicidae. The coding region runs from base 248 to 739 and encodes 163 amino acids. Gene Ontology annotation, molecular function: DNA-binding transcription factor activity, RNA polymerase II-specific; E-box binding; protein dimerization activity.
UGCAAGGAUAUCAGAAGGAACUGAUGAGGUCGCUCCAUCUACCGUAUGUUCCAGUUUUCGCUGCGUUGCUUCACCUCAUCUGAUCCGAUAUGAAAGGAGGGACCUCUGUUUGCUUCCGACCCGUUUCGGAACCACGAAGGAAGUGGAAUCGGAACAAUGAAUACAUUUUAAUCGAUAGAAAAUUACUUCUACGAAUCGAUGGAAUUUCCGAGGUCAGUUUGCGUUGGAAGUCGGUGACGAUACGACAAUGUCCGGAAUGUGCUUCUUUCCAUCGCCUCCGUACAGUGACGAUCUGCGCUCACCCAGUCCCAGUGUGAAAUCAAUCAAGUCAUCGUCGUGUCCUCAGUACAUUCCGCUAACCUCGUUGGAGUACGUUCGCAAUUUGACCUACUCCCAGCAGCAGCAGCGGGUUAACAUCAGUGUGGAAACGUGCGAAAGGAUUGCUACGCCGCACUGGAUCCAUCAAAGAAGCCCGGGCAAAGCGUCACCACCAUCGAAGGCGAAGCCUACUAAGAAACCCUCCAGCAAAAGCAGAAAGGUGAUUCCACCGGUGAUUCGAAGGAAGCGACGCCUGGCGGCUAACGCCCGCGAACGGAAACGGAUGCACGCGCUGAACGAUGCGUUCGAUCGGUUGCGACAAUAUCUGCCCACCAUUGGCAACGAUCGCCAGUUGUCCAAGCACGAAACGCUGCAGAUGGCCCAGAGCUACAUCUCCGCGCUGAGCGCGCUGUUGAAGUAGUAGGCGGUGGUGCUUUGCUAGUGAAUAGUGUGUGAUUUUUUUUUUCGCUGCUCGGUGUACUGAUAUUAGGUUAGAUUAGCAUAACAAAGCAGGCGAAGGAGGCAGCCGCCGUUAUAAAGCCACGACCAGAUUCUUCUGGGUUCGAUGGUCGAAAGUCAAAGAGCGCCAAAGAGAGAAAUAAAUGUUAAGUUAUUGAACCCGAGGAUGGUGUUUUUGUUUACGUUAGCCUAUGGGCAGUGGGUUUUGAGGUAGCGAAAUGUUUUUUUUUGCACUGGGAUUCAAUUAGCCAAGGUGUGAGAAAGUGGCAGAAAGAUAUACUUGAGCUGGUAUGUGAGUGGACUGAUGAAUGAGUGAAUUUUAGAUUAAAUGCGUUGGUGAGUAAGUGAAAUAAUGUCAAAGUGGACAGGUGAAUGAGUUAAUUUAUAAGUAAGUAAGCGAGUUAGUGGUCGAAUGAGUG